Salarias fasciatus (jewelled blenny) is the source of this 4953-nucleotide messenger RNA. RefSeq names its product glutamate receptor, ionotropic, N-methyl D-aspartate 2D, b (gene grin2db). NCBI's taxonomy places the organism in Eukaryota, Metazoa, Chordata, Actinopteri, Blenniiformes, Blenniidae. Gene Ontology annotation, molecular function: signaling receptor activity; ligand-gated monoatomic ion channel activity. Gene Ontology annotation, cellular component: membrane. The coding region runs from base 409 to 4953 and encodes 1514 amino acids. Gene Ontology annotation, biological process: monoatomic ion transport. The record is from RefSeq and is a predicted model, not a curated record. The transcript has 18 exons.
GGUUGACGGUUGCUAGGUGACGGGGCGCAUAUACUGAAUUUUAACAAAAGAACAGGGAAAGAGGGAGAGAGGAGAGAGAGAGGAGAGGAGAGAGGGAGGGAGAGAGGAGAAGAGAGAGAGAUCGGAGGAAUUGAAUACAUGUAGAACAUAUAUAAAUAUAUAUAUAUAUAUUUAGAUAUAUAUUUUUACAGCGUGUGUGUGCGCGCGUGUGUGUGUGUGUGCGCGCGUGUGUGUGUGGCGGCGGCGGCGGCGGUGGGGGGACACCCGCACCCGCAAAACGGAUACCUCAAAAAGGAAGGAUGUGAAAAAGGAUGGAGGGACGCAGGAAAAGAGGGGGGAAAGGCUGGUGAAAAACAGCACCCUCUCUUAGUGCGAUAUAUAUCUGCCUCCCCCCCUCGGCAGGUUGCCAUGGUCGCCAUACCUACUCUCUCUCUCCUAUUGGUCCUGGCAGAGUGGGCAGGUCUGGUGGACGCCUCCCCCCACCUCCUGCUCCGGCCGAGCUCGCGGGAGCGUGACGCAGGGGCCAUGAUGAACUUCAACAUCGCCGUGAUCCACGCCGGUGCCACUGUGCAGGCAGAGGCGGCGGUGGCGGGGCCCGGGGGAAGGGUGCUCUACCCCGGCUUCGGCCGGGUACACGGCUCCCUGGGGGAGAGUGUGGUCACCCAGUGGGGCUCUGCUAACGUCAUCUGGCUACAGGUGAACGACAGCAGUCCAAAGACGGUGCUGUCCCAGCUGUGUGAGCUGCUGGCGGCGCGGCCCCUGCAGGGUUUGGUUUACGAAGAGGAGAGGCCCCCACCCACAGCCUGGGGACCUUUGGCCCCCAUGCUGGAGUUUGUCUCUGCGCAAACAGGACUGCCCAUAGUGGCUGUAGGAGGGGGAGCGGGGCUGGGGAGGAUGCCACAGGAAUCAGGUUCCAUCUUUCUCCAGUUCAGCUCCUCCACUGCACUGCAAUUAGAGGUCAUCUUUGAGGUGCUGGAGGAGUAUGAUUGGACCGCCUUUUCUGUGGUGUCCACCCGUCACCAUGGCUACCAGGACUUCCUGUCCGUGGUGGAGGGCCUGACGGACGGCUCGUUCAUCGGCUGGGAGAAGAAGAGCGUGGUGAUCCUGAACGUGACCGACGACCCCGGGUUGGCGCGCACGCGCAGGCUGCUGAAGGAGAACGAGGCGCAGGUUCGUUUGCUGUACUGCUCCCAGGAAGAGGCCGAGAUGGUUUUCCGAGCCGCCUGGGCAGCGGGUCAGGCCGGCGCCUCGCACAUGUGGUUCGCCGUGGGGCCAGCUCUCUCAGGUUUGGGCAUGGAGAGCCUGCCCCGGGCUUUGUUUGCCGUACGGCCCCAGGGCUGGAGGGAUGAGCCUCGCCGAAGGAUCGCUCGGGGUGUGUCUGUGCUGACUCAUGGGGCAGUGGCGAUGCGCAAGGAAUACGGAACCACGGGAGGGCCAAACUUUGUCACCAACUGCAUGACGGAUGCCAAUCAGACGCAGAGACUGCGAGGCAGGAUGAGGUAUUUCAGCAACAUCACACUCGGUGGUCGGGACUACUCCUUCAACGGUGACGGAUACCUGGCCAACCCCUUCCUGGACGUCAUCUCCUGGACGCCUGGACGCGGAUGGGAAGAUGUAGGCUGGUGGGAGAACGGCGUGCUGAGGCUUCGGUACCCUGCCUGGUCUCGCUACGGGCCAUUCCUUAAACCGCCGGAUGAUGCCCAGCACCUGCGCGUUGUCACACUGGAGGAAAGGCCAUUUGUCAUUGUGGAGCUUGCAGAUCCUGCAUCUGGAACCUGCAUCCGUGACUCGGUUCCCUGCAGACGGCCUCUCAAUGCCAGCGCCAUCCACGAGGGAGUGGCUCCCAUGAAGCAAUGCUGCAAGGGCUUCUGUAUCGACAUCCUCAAGAGGUUGGCCAAGAUUGUUGGUUUCACCUACGACCUUUACUUGGUGACCAAUGGGAAACACGGCAAGAAAAUUGAUGGGGUUUGGAACGGCAUGAUUGGAGAGGUGGUGUACAAGCGAGCGGACAUGGCCAUCGGUUCUCUGACUAUCAAUGAGGAGAGGUCAGAGGUUGUGGAUUUCUCUGUACCGUUUGUGGAGACUGGGAUCAGUGUCAUGGUCUCCCGUAGCAACGGCACCGUUUCUCCAUCAGCUUUUUUAGAGCCCUACAGCCCGGCGGUGUGGGUGAUGAUGUUUGUCAUGUGCCUGACCGUGGUGGCUGUGACUGUCUUCAUCUUUGAGUUUUUCAGCCCCGUGGGCUACAACCGCAGUCUCCAAACGGGCAAGAAGUCUGGAGGAUCCACUUUCACGAUAGGAAAAUCUGUGUGGCUUCUGUGGGCCAUUGUCUUCAACAACUCUGUGCCGGUGGAGAACCCAAGAGGAACCACAAGCAAGAUCAUGGUGCUGAUCUGGGCCUUCUUUGCUGUCAUCUUUCUGGCCUCCUACACUGCUAACCUGGCUGCCUUCAUGAUCCAGGAGGAGUACAUUGACACAGUGUCGGGACUCUCGGACAAGAAGUUUCAGCAUCCCGAGGAGCAGUACCCACCUCUGAAGUUUGGCACGGUGCCCAACGGGAGCACAGAAAAAAACAUCCGCUCCAACUACCCAGACAUGCACCAGUACAUGGGCAAAUACAACCAGAGAGGAGUGGAGGACGCCAUUCUGAAUCUGAAGACUGGGAAACUGGAUGCUUUCAUUUAUGAUGCUGCAGUAUUGAACUAUAUGGCCAGGAAGGACGAAGGUUGUAAGGUGAUGACCAUAGGCUCGGGGAAGGUUUUUGCCACCACAGGCUACGGUAUCGCCCUGCACAAAAACUCACGUUGGAAACGUCCUCUUGACCUGGCUCUGUUGCAGCUGGUGGGAGAUGAUGAAAUUGAGAUGCUGGAGCGCCUUUGGCUGUCAGGUAUCUGCCAUAACGACAAAAUUGAAGUGAUGAGCAGUAAACUGGACAUUGACAACAUGGCUGGGGUCUUCUACAUGCUGCUGGUGGCUAUGGGCCUCAGUCUGCUGGUAUUUGCUUGGGAACACUUAGUCUACUGGAAGCUGCGCCACUGCAUGGCUACAAGUUCUGGCAAAUUGGACUUUCUCUUAGCAAUCAGCAGGGGCAUGUAUAGCUGCUGUAGCUUUGAGGAUGAGACAGCGCCAGGUGGAGCUAAAACUUUGCCCACGCAUCAUCACACUGCAAUGGUUACAGUUCCAUCCCAGUCACAUGUUGUCUCAACAACGAUGUCAAACCCAGCAAUUGCCAUGGCGCAACAGCAGCAACAGUCACAGCAGCAGCAGCCGCAGCCCGUCUACAAAUCGCCUCUGCCAGGCUCUCCUCCCACCGUGGUGCAUUCUGGGACAACACUGGGUCCCUCCAACACCCCGAUUGCAGGUGCACCCCUCCCUUGUUCCACCUUCCUGCCCCGGCCAGAUCGCCGACUGGCAGUGGUGGAUCGCUGGAGGCUGCCCAAAUCUGCUACAACUACCAAUCCAAUGGCUGUAAGGGGGGCCAUUACUGACAUUGGACCUUUUGCUCAGAAAAUCCCACCAAAUUGGGCUUCAACUGCUGGAGGGGGUGGGGGGCUUGAUGGCUAUAAAAGAUACUAUGGUCCCAUUGACCCUGAGGGACUGGGGCCCUGCAUGGAGCAGCAGGCAGGGUCCCAGACCCCCAAGACUAUGCCAAGGGGGGCUGCUAAAACUUUGGGUACUCCCAGACUGCCUCCUAAGAGUCAGGCCCCUCUGCCUCCUACACCCCCGCUGCCACAUCCUUCUCCCCCUCUCCCUUCAUCCUUCUGGAGGAAGCGAAGGCCCAAGAAGCCCAAAGAGCCUGGAGGGCCACUGUACGAGAACAUUCUGCCCUUGGGGCGGAGGGGAGGAGCACGAGAUGGCGUGAGAGAGGGAGGAGGGAGGAGGGCACGCCCCCUCUCUCCCCCGCUCUCACUUCCAGUACCAGUACCCCUCAGCCCCUCCUAUACCCCACCUUCCCCUUCUGCAUCCUUGCACUAUACGUCCUCAUCCUCUUCGUCAACCACGUCGUCCACAUCCACGUCUUCAUCUGCCUCGUCGUCUCGCUCCACCUCUCCCACCUACUCCUACAGCUCAUCCCGGAGCACACGAGACAGGACUGGAGGAAUGGAUGGAGAGGAUGAUGAUGAUGAUGAGGAGCUGACAGAAGAGUCAAGUCUCCUUCUGGGGAGAGGAAGAGAGAGGGAACGCUCAAUCAUCCGGCCUCGUUCCCUCAGUCACGGCCGCCUGCCACCACCCAUACCCCCGAGGAAACCACGCACAUCCUGGGGUGACAGAGAAAGAGAAAGAGAGAGGGAAAGAGGCGGAAGCCAACUGUCUCAACUCCAAGAGUGGUGGGCAAGCUGGAGUGAACGAGAGAGAAGUGGGGCAGGUGGAGAUGCUGACAGGCUAAAAAGGGAAAAGAAGAGAAGAAAAGAAAAAGAGAAAGAGAAGAAGAAAAAGAAAAAGAAUAAAAAGAGGAAAAAGAGGGAAGAAAGAGAAAGAGAGCGUGAAAGAGAGAGAAAACGCAGAAAGGUGAAAAAGAAGAAGAAAAAGGAAGAGCUUCUCCCCCACUGCCACAGCUUCAGCGGGGGGUCUCGACCCAAGCCUUUGCCCCCCAAACCAGAUCCUAGUCAGGCCAAAUCAGGCAGCCAGUCUAACCUCAGCCUCAGCACACAGCCCACAGACCAUCCACCUCAGCCCUCGCCGUCGCCACCCCAGCAGCCAUCCAUGUCUCCCACCUCCCUCCCGAUGCCCAUCCCACCUCCUCCCUCAUCAUCUUCUGUGUCACCACCAGCAGGGGUAGGGAUGGCCAGCCAGGCCCAGGCUCAGGCUUCAGCCAGUGCCAAACUCCAAUAUCAGAGACUGCGCUCUGUGCCACAGCCACGGAGGUUCUACUCUCCCCACCUGCCACUCAAAGCCAAGAGCCUUUGCUCACGUCGAGGGUCGGCCCACUUCUCUAGCCUAGAGAGUGAGGUAUGA